Messenger RNA from Penicillium cinerascens, 1962 nucleotides. Its product is annotated as putative C6 transcription factor. The record is from RefSeq and is a predicted model, not a curated record. Gene Ontology annotation, biological process: regulation of DNA-templated transcription; DNA-templated transcription. Lineage: Eukaryota; Fungi; Ascomycota; Eurotiomycetes; Eurotiales; Aspergillaceae. Bases 1 to 1962 code for a protein of 653 amino acids. The transcript is spliced from 4 exons. Gene Ontology annotation, molecular function: zinc ion binding; DNA-binding transcription factor activity, RNA polymerase II-specific; DNA binding.
AUGGAUGCUUCGACUCCACUCAAGCGCUCCUCAACGGAGGCUGGCUUAGAUUCACCAAAAGAUCGUUCUGCAGAUUCACGGCAGACGCCCAAGAUCUCCAAGGCUCGCGCAUGCGCCGAGUGCAAACGCCAUAAGAUCCGCUGCGAAUUCCGACCGGGUGAGACAAACUGCACAAAAUGUCUUCGCAGUGGCAUCAAAUGCGUGGUGAACGAUUUUUCGCAGAAAUUCGUCGACGACGACGGACUAUGGAAGUCUCAGGCAGCUGCGUCGAUGCAGCAACUGCAAACUGCGGUGUCGCAACUUUUGCGACAAGCCGGACUCCCUGAUCUUUCAACCUACUCGACUGGUGAAAGUCGCAAUGGACCCAGCCCGGCCUCCUCGCACCAUGGCCACCGAGCGUCCAUUGAUGCGUCGCAAUCGCACCCACACGCUACUCCUCAAGAGGGACCUGGUGUCGUGAUGGAUGUCACCAGGGAGCCAUCCCAAGAACCGGACCCGGAAUUGGUCCCGGCACCCAUGCGCAGUUUAUAUGAGGUUACCAAAUUGCGAAACCUACGGAAUAACCACAUUGAAGCACCCAGAAAGACUCUGCUGGAAGAAGACUUCAUUACACGGGGAUUGAUCUCGUUACACGAGGCGGAAGAGCUCUUUGCAUACUUCAGUCGCACCAUGAACCAGCUGCUUUGGGGCGGGAUAAUUCUGGUGCAUCGAGAUCUGACCUCGGUCCGUCGCGCAUCAACCCUACUCUCCGCUGCAGUGUUGACUGUUGCGGCACUUCAUAUUCCCAAUCGCACAGAUACACUGAAUCGGUGCUAUAACGAGUAUGUGUCGUUGGUGUCUAGCAUGGCGCUUACACGGGCCCACACCCUGGAUGAUAUCCGCGGUCUCUGUGUUGGCGCGUUCUGGUUAUCGGAACUGAGUUGGAAGCUCUCCGGGCAUGCAGUACGCAUUGCAACCGAGAUGGGAUUGCACCAGAGCUACCAGCGCCUGACUCGCGGAAACACUGACCAGUAUGAGCGUGCACAGCUUUGGUACUUGCUCUAUGUCUGCGAUCACCACUUCAGUAUAGCUUACGGACGACCACCCGUCAUCCACGAGGAUGUGGCUAUCCGGAACUACGAAACCUUCCUCGAGUUCCCAUCGGUUGUUCCGGGCGACAUACGCCUUCUGGCCCAGGUCGCCCUGUUCAUGAUUUUGACCGAGGCCUACCGGACCUUUGGCAGCGACACCGAGCAGGCAUUGACCGAAGAGGACUUUGGUCAAUUGAGAGUAUAUAACGUUGCCGUGGAUCAAUGGCGGUUGCUCUGGCAGCCCCGAUCUGCCGACAGCCCGUAUGUGCGGACAUACCCCUCCAAGGGAGUGGUACUACAUUACCAUUUUGCUAAAUUCCAACUUAACUCGCUUUCGCUUCGAGCUCUUUCACCGUCGAACACUCCUGUCUUCUCGAUGGAUCGCAAAGAAUCGGCCAAUAUUGCUAUUUCAUCUGCAAUGGCCUGCCUCAACAUGGUACUCGAGGAGCCUGACAUCCGUGAUGCGAUCGUCGGUGUCCCCAUCUUCACCCACACCAUGGUGACCUUUUCCGCAGUCUUCCUGCUCAAGGUCGCGAUUAACUGGAACUCCGCCUAUCUAAGCAUCAACGCACGCCAAGUGCGGCGGCUGGUCGAGCGCGUGAUCGAGCUCAUGAACUGCGUCUCUGCAGGUGAGCGGCACUUGACACGACACAUAGCACGUGGGCUAGGCAAGAUGCUCGAGCGAUUCGACUCCUGGGAGGCUGCAUGGCAAGUGGGCACUAGUAAUGGCAGCGGCAUGGAUGGCAGCGAAGUGCCGGGGGGCGCGAAUGCGAUGGCACAGGGAUUCCCGCCUCCAGACCUGAUCUACGACAUGGUCGGAACAUAUGGAUUCGGCCUUGACGAGAACCUGCUAGACCCAAGCAUGGCGAACUUUGAAUUCUUGGCGCAGUAG